UUUGCUUAUCACAAAUUUUAUUUUUUCUACGCGGUGUGAACGUUUUCGACAUUUUAUCGCUUGUUCGCCAAGAAGUUGUUUGUCAAAACGCGUCUGCUACAGAAUAUAUUUAAAUCGUUGACUACUUCAACGAUUUCACAACGUCUCUCAACUUCAGCUCGUCAACUAGCAAACAGUGUAGACAAUAGCAAUAAAACAAUGGUUAUCCAACACAACGUUAAGGGUUAUGAGGCGUUUACCAAAUUGGUAGAAGAAUUGGAAUCCAAUGCCGAUGGACAACCUAUUCAUGUGCUUUUUAGCGGUGGCAAGGACGAGACUGGGGCAAGCUGGUGUCCUUAUUGUGUGAAAGCUGAGCCGGUUGUGCAUGACGCUCUCCCUAAAGCUCCGGAAAAAUCGCAUUUCAUUCACGUGGAUGUUGGUGAGCGCGCAUAUUGGAAAGACUUGAAUUGCCCAUUCCGCAAGGAUCCCAACACACAUUUGAUAUUUUUGCCUACACUAUUGCGUUGGAAAUCGCCACAACGUUUGGAUGGUGAACGUGUCAGCAAUAAGGAUCUAGUGGAAAUGAUAUUCGAGGAUGAGGAUUAAUUAUUAAGCAGUGCUUAUGCGAAUUUGCAAAUAAUGUUAUCUAAAUUGUAUACUUACUUGCUAAUUUACAAACACACACCUGUAUUUUAAAUUAGCUUUGCAUUAAUAUGUAUGCUUGUGUAAACCGCGAUAUUAUAAAUUAUAUUAUUUGGAUUAAAAUUUAAUUAUAA
Bactrocera tryoni is the source of this 755-nucleotide messenger RNA. Its product is annotated as thioredoxin domain-containing protein 17. Lineage: Eukaryota; Metazoa; Arthropoda; Insecta; Diptera; Tephritidae. The record is from RefSeq and is a predicted model, not a curated record. Gene Ontology annotation, cellular component: cytosol. The coding region runs from base 199 to 585 and encodes 128 amino acids. The transcript is spliced from 3 exons. Gene Ontology annotation, molecular function: protein-disulfide reductase [NAD(P)H] activity.